Messenger RNA from Suillus paluster, 842 nucleotides. RefSeq lists its product as uncharacterized. NCBI's taxonomy places the organism in Eukaryota, Fungi, Basidiomycota, Agaricomycetes, Boletales, Suillaceae. The record is from RefSeq and is a predicted model, not a curated record. The transcript is spliced from 2 exons. Bases 1 to 747 code for a protein of 248 amino acids.
AUGUCAUUAUCGACACCGUCUUCCCUGACUUUGACUGACUCCAAUUCCGACGUUACCUCGUCUGACGUUGAGAUCGGCUCACAACAAACAAUGUUUGUUAUCAGUGAUAACAAAGACAAUCCUUCAGGGUGUCGAGCGCCUUUUGUCGAGUCCGUCGAGGAUAAAAUCCGACGCCUGACACCCAUCCAAUUCCUGCUGCUGAUCAAUCUGCUUUUGCAGGCGAAGUCAAAAGGAAACACAAAACCAUCCAGGUUCGAUGUUGCUAACGACUUGCGGCACAAAGUUCUGUUAUCAGGCUUGGUGGGGGGGAAGACUGGCGGUGGCGGCUCGUGGAUAGCCCUGCAUCCAAAUUGGUUCACGCAGGACGUUGACUUGGAUACGCCCCAGUUUUUAUCCAUCCCAUCGACUGUCCGUAGCAAUAACUCUCCUACACUACAGGACAACACUCCAACUCCAUCUUCACCUAUUCCAUUCGCGAGCACCGCGUCGCGGAGACCACCCGCACAAAACCCAGACGCUCGACCUUUUAUGGCAGUCGUGCCCAUCCCACUUUGCUUCCAGCCGCUCGUUACCUGCCUGACGAGAAUUCACGAUGAUGGGAUAAUGCAUCCCUUGCGUUCAACGGUUGGCCUAGUACUUGGACCCGUGGUAUACUGUCAGGCUGGCACGUCCAGCCUGAAAGAGUAUCUUGCCCAAGCAGUAGACCAUGGUGUUGUGGAACGUGGAAGGGCUAGUGGUAAGGCGUAGGUGAAAUUUCAUGUGGAUGUGCUGAGUGGAAAGCGUUGUUUCAUGUCUCUGCGUGUUAUGGUUGAACGUUCAACUCUACUAUCUGUUGUAUUGCU